AUGGCUCCCAAGGAGGGCAUGCUGCCCCCUGGCUGGGACGAUCUUGACAGGCAGAUGGGGCAGCUCUUUAUGAUGGGCUUUGAUGGAACAUCUGUCAGCCCUGAAAUUCGCUCUCUCAUUGAGAAUUAUCAUCUAGGCUCAAUCCUGUUAACUGCUAAGAACUUAAAAUCUGCAGAAGAGGCGACUCGAUUAGUUAUGGAGUUGCAAAUGAUUGCCCGGGAUGCUGGCCACCCGGUGCCGUUGCUUAUAGCUCUCGACCAGGAAAAUGGCGGGGUUAACAGUUUGUACGACGAGAUCUACAUUCGUCAGUUCCCAAGUGCAAUGGGCGUUACGGCGACGGGAUCAAAAGCUCUAGCCCACGAUGUUGCCUUUGCUACAGCCCAAGAACUUAAAGCUGUCGGUGUCAAUUUCAUCCUUGGACCAGUGCUAGAUGUCUUGACGAAUGUACGAAACCAACUUAUGGGCGUUCGUACCUGCGGUGAUGAUCCACAAGAAGUGUCACAGUAUGGGGUAGAGUUCAUGAAAGGCUACCAGAAAGCCGGGCUAGUGACCUGCGGCAAACACUUCCCUUCGUAUGGAAACCUAGAAUUUUUGGGUUCCCAAACGGACGUUCCCAUUAUCACCGAAACUUUGGAGCAACUAAGUCUAACGGCGUUGGUCCCAUUUCGAAACGCCAUUGUCCAUGGGCUCGAUGCGAUGAUGGUGGGAGGUGUUUCCAUGUCAUCUGCUGGAGUCAAUGUCAUGCAUGCCUGUUUGAGUGAACAGGUUGUGGAUGAUAUAUUACGGAAGGACAUGAAAUUUGACGGUGUUGUUGUUUCAGAAUGUCUGGAGAUGGAGGCGCUUACCCAUAAUAUUGGUGUCGGCGGCGGGACAGUGAUGGCCAAAAAUGCGGGUUGCGAUAUAAUAUUAUUGUGCAGGUCGUUCCAGGUCCAGCAAGAGGCUAUCAACGGAUUGAAACUUGGUGUGGAGAACGGCAUCAUUGACCGAAUUCGAAUAGAACAGUCACUGCGGAGGGUCUUAGCAAUGAAAGCAAGAUGCACCUCAUGGGAGCAGGCCCUUAAUCCAGGGGGGCUUCCUUCCCUUACUCAAAUGCAACCAUCUCACACCAGUCUCUCAACAAAAGCAUACAGCAAUUCCAUCUCGGUUGUGCGUGAUAAGAAAAACCUGCUGCCACUAUCCAAUAUCCUAAGUCCCAGUGAAGAGUUGUUGCUUUUGACACCGUUGGUAAAGCCUUUGCCAGCAUCUGCUGUAUCGCGCUCCGUGACUGAGCAGCUGGAGAUGUCAGUUGAUGCAGUAGCUUGGGAUAGAACGGCAUCCGUGCUCAGUGGCGAAAGUGUCUUCAAGGAGCUAGGAAGGUCUCUUUCACGUCACCGAAAUGGUCGUGUUUUACACACAUCCUACACAUCGAACGGUGUUCGCCCAAUUCACGAGAAUCUUAUUGACCGAGCCAGUGCAGUUAUCAUUGUCACUGCAGAUGCAGUCAGGAAUAUCUACCAGCAAGGGUUUACUAAACACGUAUCUAUGAUCUGUAGAUCACAGUUUACUCCGUCUGGCGAGCCGUUGGAGAAGCCUUUAGUUGUGGUUGGCGCUAGUUCACCCUACGACUUUUCCUUGGACGCGAGCAUCGGAACCUAUGUUUGCACAUAUGAUUUUACGGACACGGCUCUGGAAGCACUAGUGAAAGUUUUGUACGGGGAGUUGGCACCGAAGGGAUCCCUACCGGGCUCCUUCAGCCGCAGCCAGAAGCUCCAUCAGGCAAGGCAACACUGGCUUGUGGAAAAUUGGAACGAGGAGAGAGAUUUCGAUGCUUUGGAUUCGCUCCUAGCUACAGCUAGAGAGGAUACUCGAGGACAACGCUCAGAAUUAUUGGGUGUUACACCUAAUAGCUUCCUUUUGCGGAGAGACGACAUCGACGAGGCUCAUUUCGUUGUUCGAAACAGCACUACCAGAGCUCUCUACGGCUUCUGUUCGACCUAUUUCUUCCGAGCCACGGGCAUAGGAGUCAUUGGGUCACUAAUUGUCGACCCGUCAAGGCGUAAACUCUCCAUUGGGAAUUCUCUACACAACCGCGCUAUCCGGACACUCAUGCAACGCAAAGGGCUGAAGCGGUUCCAACUUGGUUCUCGCUUGCCCGGAAUCUACCUAGGCAUUCCCGCCGCAAACCCCGUCGAACGAAAGCAACUGCGCCAGUGGUUCGCAAACCUAGGCUGGAACACAGCCCUGUCUCGACCUGUCUGCAGUGUCAUACUCCGCAGUUUGCAAACUUGGACACCACCCGAUGGCCUAGUCUGCAGCAUACAAAAUGCAGACGUAACUUACGAUCUUGUUCACGGAUGGGACUAUGCGGACUCAAUCAUUGACCACGUGAAGACUAAUUCCCGGCAAGGCGUGAUAGACAUCUAUAAACUCGCCUUGGGCGGAGCACCGCAUUGUGGCAUCAUUCGGGCUAGACGACCCAAAGAUGGGGCAAUCCUCGGCAGCGUGGUCAUUUACAAUGAACAAGCGAGCUUAGCAGAGUACAUGCCCGGUAUGAAAGCUACACAUGCAUCGACAGGAGGUAUUUCAUCGCCAGUGAUUUCGCCAUCGGUUGGAGAAUAUUCAACGCUCCUGCAGGGUUUGGUCCUGUUGGGGAUCAAGCAGAUACGGAGACAGGGCGCUGAAGCCGUUAUUAUAGACUGCGUGGAUGCGGAUAGUAACUUUGACUGGUUGACAGAGCUCGGCUUUAGCACGCUGCAUAGUUUCGAGGAAGUUAACUGUGACGCGGCGACGUGGACGAUGGUACCUGGAUCCUGA
This is a messenger RNA of Aspergillus versicolor CBS 583.65, 2793 nucleotides long. Its product is annotated as putative beta-N-acetylglucosaminidase. The record is from RefSeq and is a predicted model, not a curated record. Gene Ontology annotation, molecular function: acyltransferase activity, transferring groups other than amino-acyl groups; hydrolase activity, hydrolyzing O-glycosyl compounds. The transcript has 4 exons. NCBI's taxonomy places the organism in Eukaryota, Fungi, Ascomycota, Eurotiomycetes, Eurotiales, Aspergillaceae. Gene Ontology annotation, biological process: peptidoglycan turnover; carbohydrate metabolic process. The coding region runs from base 1 to 2793 and encodes 930 amino acids.